CGGGUGCAGGUCGACCAAAUUCCUAGGUAGGCGGCUGCCAUGUCGCUGUGGACUGAGCUCGGCGAUGUGGCGACGGUGGCACAGCUGGUCGGCACAGACGUCGUCGGGCUCAUCUCAAGGAUCACGCAGGCCGCGGAGACGGCGCGGCAGAACAGGAGGGAUUGCCGGCAGCUCGCGCGUCGGGUGCUCAUAAUCUCGCGGCUGCUGCCGCUCGUGGAGGACCCGGAGGCGGCGCGGCAGAUGGCCGGGCUGGGUGACACGCUGCAGGAAGCCCACGAGCUCCUCAUGUCCUGCCAGAGGAGGAGCGCGGCGUACUGUCUUUUCAUGGCCGGCAGGAAGGCCGUGAGGUUCAGGGAGAUGCAGAACAAGAUCGACUUCUACCUUCUGCUCUUCCCCGUAACCAGCCACAUCGGCAUCGCACGCCGUCUCGACCGGAUCUACAAGCUCCUCGACACCGCCGGAGCCGGAGGUGAAUCGUCUAUGCUUCCACAGCCGUCCCAGCUGCAGCAGGAAGUAGUAGUACCGUAUGAAAUCCAUGAAUUCACGUUUGCAGAAAUCGUCGCUGCCACCGAUUAUUUCGCCCCUCACACGGAGCUCGAGCCCGCCAGCUCUGCAACGAUGUACAGGGGCAGCCUUCACGAUGGGCGUGAGGUGGCCGUCAAGCGCAUCACGGACCGCCGUGAGUACAACUUAUUACAGGAGGAGUUCCGCACGGAGCUCGACAUCCUGCCACGGCUCCAGCACAAACACAUCGUCCGCCUCCUCGGAUCAUGCGUGACUGCAAGGAAGGACAAGCAACAGAAAAAGAAGCGUCUGCUGUCCUGGUGGAGGAGAAAGGAGCCGAAAGAGCCGGAGUGGCUGGCCGUCUACGAGUACAUGGAGAACGGCACGCUCUUCCACCAUCUACACCCUGAUCAGGGCUCCUCCGAGCUGUCGUCCGUGACGGUGUCAUGGAAGGCGCGCAUCGAGGUGCUCCUCGGCGUGUCGCGCGCCAUCGAGCACAUGCACUGUCAUGCCAACCUGCCGAUCAUUCACCGGGACAUCAAGUCGCGAAACAUCCUUCUCGACGCCAACUGGGUGCCGCGUUUGUCGGACUUUGGCUUGUCCUUGGCCUGUGACAUGGCGAUGAGUGAGGAGUUCGGGAUGACUUGCCCCGUUGUGGGCACAUUUGGGUACAUCGACCCAGAGUACUUGGCCACAGGUCAUGUGAAGCCGACGAGCGACGUGUAUGCGCUGGGCAUCAUGAUGCUCGAGGUUCUGACAGGUAAAAAGGUGACUGAGGAGGACGAACAGGGGGCUAUAUAUUUGCCAUCGUUCGCAGUCCCCAUCAUUGAGGCCGGCAAUAUUAGGGGGUUGCUGGACACUCGACCCGUGCCGGAGCCAACGCCCGGGCAGCUCCGGGCGCUGGAGAACGUGGCCCAGACUGCACGAUGCUGCGUGAAGGAGUAAGGGAAGGACCGGCCGGCCAUACCAGACAUCGUGGCCAACCUCGAGACGGCGCUCGAAUUGUACCGCGGGGACGAGCCAAGCUCAGUUCACGACUCACCAGAACAUGCCAGCAGCAGCCUACAGUGGGCAGUCUUCCCGUCCCAGCCGGAGCCGGAGUCUUCGGAGAUCACGUUGGCGGAGGAUCCUCCAGGCGGUAGCGGCGACGAGAAAUGCAAGUCUGAUCCGGGCGGCAGCUGCUCCAACUCUAUCGACGGCGCGCGGCACCAUAAGAUUACUAACUCUAUCUAGUCUCGUUAGUAAUUGACCCUUAGUUAUGUUCUCGUCUGGUCAUCAAGAACUUUGCAGUUGACACCAGUCGUGAAUGACGUCUGUCAGGAAAAAAAAAGAGGAACACGCAUGGGUUGACGGAAUGAUGGGUCUCACCCUACCAUCUUGGUCACGGUGCACAACGUAAAAUGACUUACACACCUAGACGGAGGGAGUACUUUGUUUUUAGCCUCCGUCUUUAUUUCCGGAAGCACGCUCGCUGUCGGGGAAAAAGCCGUCAACCCAUGCAAGGCCCCACUCGUUGCGUACUUUCUGACAAGGUCGCUGAAGCACUCGUGUUUAUAGAUCGAUUAUUAUUACUUUCCGAUCGUAAUACUCCCGCUAGCCACCGAAGCUAGCAAGAAGCCUGCUGGAUGCUUCCGUCAAAGUCCCACGUAAUAUAAUAAGCAAGCUAAUCAGCUUAGCAAUCAAUCUCGCCGGAAGACUGCCACACCAACUCACGUUGUGACCGCGUCCCUCAUGGAUCGGCGGGGGCAAGUCCAACAAAGAGCACUUGCGCAGCGGCCAGGGCGGCACCCCUAUCAUGCGGCGGCAGUCCUAGCCGCCAUAGCUGUCGGGAACCGGCGGGUUCUAUGGCGAUGGUGGGCAUGACGGCGGCCGCGGAUCUGGAUGGCAGAUCCGCCGUCGAUUCUUUACGUGGAUGAUCGGCGGCGUGAUGAGGGAUUUGGUGAGGGGAUGGAGGAUCUCUGCCGCAAUACCGGCGGCGGCAUACGUCUUUAUGACGAGGCUCUGCGCAGUUCCAGCCAGAGGCGAGAUUAGGACGACGCGGCUUCUGGUGAAGAUU
This is a messenger RNA of Triticum aestivum (bread wheat), 2560 nucleotides long. RefSeq names its product putative serine/threonine-protein kinase-like protein CCR3. Gene Ontology annotation, biological process: cell surface receptor signaling pathway; protein phosphorylation. The transcript is spliced from 3 exons. The coding region runs from base 40 to 1449 and encodes 469 amino acids. The record is from RefSeq and is a predicted model, not a curated record. NCBI's taxonomy places the organism in Eukaryota, Viridiplantae, Streptophyta, Magnoliopsida, Poales, Poaceae. Gene Ontology annotation, molecular function: ATP binding; protein kinase activity.